AUGCUUAAAUCAUUAACGAAAGUUCAUCGCAAAAUCUCUCAAAAGGCACGUCGACUAUCUCAAAAGAAGCUUAAUCUCAGUAUCAAACGUCGCAAGGUGCCAGCACAAGGCUAUCAGCCAUCAAACAAGCAGGAAAUCAGUAUUUUUGAUAUACGCUAUCCCAUAUAUUUCAACAAUUAUUCAACAGAGAGCUUCAAUCUAGUGCAGGAGUAUGCACAAAGCCCAAGAGUGCGGCAUCCUGAUGAAGAUUGGAAGUUCAAUAGAGCAACCAACGAAGCUUGUGAAGAACCAGCAGAUGACCCCAACAUGCUUGAUCUCGGUAGACUCAACAUCAAUAAUCCAAUGGAGCAGUACGAUAAAAAAUACAUCCCAACAGCCAGAAUCAGCCGCAGACACAUGUGUAGAGGAUGUGCUACUCAUUUCAAUUACAUCACUUUGACUAUAUCAAGCCCUGAUGAGAUUAAUCCCACAUAUUGCAUUGGCUGCGAAAGGUUGUUUGGAUCCAUGUCAAAUUUUGAGGUCCAUCAACGAUUGCACCACUCGACCAAUAUGAUCAAAAACAACCCAGUGUUCGAAACCCACUUUCUCAACGACAUUAGCAUGCAUCCUCACUAUGGUUGUGCUCCACCUCAUGACAAUAGAUACACUUUAUUCCACCUUCCUUGCUCACCCAAUUAUUACAAAAGAUUUGUCAACAAGUAUGGCGAUCCAAAAUAUGUGCUCUGUGAUGUUCAGCCAGUCAUCCAAGAUAGAUUGCAGCAUUUCUAUGGAUGCAAUGGAUGUCGUCAAUUCAUUGAACACGAGAGAUCUCCCAUCUACUUUGAUACCGUCAGCAUCGCAGGCAAAUAUGACAUGGCAACCCAUAAAGAAGUACUGGCCUUUUUAAGCUACAACAUGACAUGUAUGGAGACUGGCUUGCAAGGAUGUUGGUCUCCUACUGGCAAGGAAUUCUUUUCUCUUCAGCUGGAAUUGAAGACGCCCGUGUCGGUUGGUGGUCGUGGAUUUCUGAACAAUUUCAAGGUGUCUCUUGUUGGAAUUGACUCGCUUUUGGAGAUGUUCGAUGCUGAAGAUGUGCAUAGAUGGCUGAAAGCCGUCAAGGAGCAUCAGGGCUACUAUCCGCCAUGUUAG
Messenger RNA from Mucor velutinosus, 1128 nucleotides. RefSeq lists its product as uncharacterized. NCBI's taxonomy places the organism in Eukaryota, Fungi, Mucoromycota, Mucoromycetes, Mucorales, Mucoraceae. The record is from RefSeq and is a predicted model, not a curated record. The coding region runs from base 1 to 1128 and encodes 375 amino acids. The transcript has 2 exons.